Aphanomyces astaci is the source of this 1711-nucleotide messenger RNA. RefSeq lists its product as hypothetical. The coding region runs from base 38 to 1630 and encodes 530 amino acids. The transcript has a single exon. NCBI's taxonomy places the organism in Eukaryota, Oomycota, Saprolegniomycetes, Saprolegniales, Verrucalvaceae. The record is from RefSeq and is a predicted model, not a curated record.
ACGAGUGCGGCCCAGUCUCCAUUUUCAAAUUGUCACCAUGGUUCGCAUCACUGGCACCAUUUCACUUGCCUAUGUCUACGUUGUGGGGGCCCAGCAAGAACUUUUUCAAUGGCAGCCGUGCGCGUUCUCUGAAGACCCUCGCCUCGAGUGCGGAUCCCUGCGAGUCCCCCUGAACCACUUGCAUCCGUCGGUCAACGAAACGAUUGACAUUGCCGUUCGCCGAUAUCGAGUCGAGAACGGAACCCAGAGCUUGGGCACAAUCUUGGUCAACCCCGGCGGGCCUGGCCACCAUGGAACUGCCAUGGCUUCGGCGGGCCUGGCCACCUACCUCGGGGGACAGUACGACGUCUUGGGCUUUGACCCGCGGGGCGUGGGGUUGUCUCGUCCGGCCCGCUGCACCAAGAACGGAUACACGUCCUUGCGCGAGUGGCCCAGCCUUAGCAACCUCCCUUUCGACUCGCCCACGGCCGAGAAAUCGUUGGCACGAUAUGGAGCCAGUCUCGAGGCUAUCGUGCGUCGGUGCGAAAAGUACGACGGCCAGUACCUCAAGUACUUGUCCACGUCGUUCGUGGCGCGGGACAUGGACCUGAUUCGGGCCGCGUUGAACGAAUCCGUGGUCAACUACUAUGGCGUGUCGUACGGCUCGACACUGGGGGCCACAUACGCCAACAUGUACCCCAACCGCGUGGGUCGAUUCGUCAUUGAUUCGGUGCUGGACCCGACUCUGUACACGGGGCCCCCGUCGAACUUGCUGGCCAAAUCCACCGUCGAUGCGGACGAGACGUUUGACGGGUUUGCCGACGCGUGCGAAAAGGCGGGGCCGUUGAAGUGUCCUCUCGCGUACGCCGCGCAAGUCGGCAAGCGCGUUCGUGCGUUCUUGGCCGGAAUGGUGGAAUCCCCCCUCCUCGUGCCCGCGGGGGACGACUUCUCCGUCCUCACCGCGGCCGACGUUCGGGCCAACAUCUUGAACACUCUGUACCGACCGGGACAGUGGCUGGGCCUGGCGCAUCGACUGCACAGUUUGAUGGAAGGCACGUACGAGGCGUCCCCUGUGGACGAGGUGUGUCCGCUCACGGACUCGUCGUACCUUGGCAUGGGCAUGGAGUUUUCCAUUUACAUUGGCAACGACGGCGACUCGGAGAGAGCGCAGGAUUGGCACGGCGCCCUUCGAGAGGCGAAGCGCAAGAGCCCGCUGUUCGGGAUGCAGUUUGCUUCGUACGCCCUCCCUGCUCGGUACUGGAAGGUUCGUCCCGUCGAGCGGUACUCUGGUCCGUGGAACACCAUGCUGCGCCAGCCCAUCUUGAUCCUGCAAAACAAACUCGACCCCGUGACCCCCCUGCGAAGCGCGCGAGCUCUGGCCAAGACCAUGGGCACCAACGCCGUCUUGGUCACGCGCGACGGGUUCGGCCACGAAACGAGCAGCACCCCCAGCAAGUGCAUCCAAAACACCCUCACGGCGUUCUUCAGCAACGGCACGUACCCCAAGCACAACUCCAACUGCAAAGUGGACAUGGGCCCGUUUGAUGGCGCCGGCCCCCAUGCUGCACGACGAGCCUUGGCAGACAAGAUGGAGGCCGCGAGGCAGGAAGUGACCAAGAUCUUGACCCAAGCCCGACAACCCAUGUUAUAGUCAAGGUUAGACUUUAACGUUUUGACACGUAGUGUACCUAAUUGCUACUGUGCAUCAGGAUUAUCGUCUUUAAGGUCGUCG